Molecule: messenger RNA, 331 nt
Organism: Paramecium primaurelia
Lineage: Eukaryota; Ciliophora; Oligohymenophorea; Peniculida; Parameciidae
Source: the annotation of a GenBank genome assembly
AUUCAAACUAUGCAAUGCUUAUACACCAGCACAGAUACUUCAAUAGAUGAUGUUUAUUAUGAAGAUGAGCCUAGUAUUUCAUAAAUCAAAGAAUUUAGAGAAACCUUUUUUAUCAAUAGGUUGAAUUCUGAAAAAAAGGAAUCAAGAAAAGUCAGUUUCAAUGAAUUAGAAGUUGUUCUCUUAUUUGAAGAAUCUGAUCCUCCACUUAUGGUAAGUGAAGAUUUGAUUCUCUACCAAAAACAAACAGGAACAAACCUUAAACUCUCUAGAUAUCCAACUACUUCAAUAUUGAAAAAAGGAAUAUGAAUUUAAUAAUAAAUUGAUAUAAAAC